Cyphomyrmex costatus is the source of this 1167-nucleotide messenger RNA. Its product is annotated as odorant receptor 46a-like. Gene Ontology annotation, molecular function: odorant binding; olfactory receptor activity. Gene Ontology annotation, cellular component: plasma membrane. NCBI's taxonomy places the organism in Eukaryota, Metazoa, Arthropoda, Insecta, Hymenoptera, Formicidae. Bases 1 to 1167 code for a protein of 388 amino acids. The transcript is spliced from 5 exons. The record is from RefSeq and is a predicted model, not a curated record. Gene Ontology annotation, biological process: sensory perception of smell; detection of chemical stimulus involved in sensory perception of smell.
AUGCAAAUGUUUUCUCUAAAUUUUUUAAUGUAUACUAUCGGUGGUGUAUGGAUGCCGAUUGAAUGGUCAUCGAAUAUCGCUAAACUAAUGUACAAUGUGUUUACCACUAUUGUACUAGUCUUAUUAUACUUUUUGAUGAUAACUCAAUUCAUGGAUAUCAUUCUUGUUGUUGAUAAUAUCGAUGAUUUCGCAACAAAUACCUUAAUGUUUUUGACUAUUGUUGCUGUUACUUGUAAAGCGACGAUUGUUGUAAUACGUCGGAAGGCAAUCAUCAAUUUGCUGCAAAUAUUAUUGACGGCACCUUGUAAACCUCGAGACGAGGACGAAAUGAUGAUACAAACUAAAUUUGAUAAAUUUAUCAAAUCAUGCUCAAUUAAAUAUUCACUUUUAGCAACUAGUUCUGUGACUGGUGUUACAGUAAGAUCUGUACUAAAUGCUAUGCAAGGUCAAUUACCUUAUCGAGUAUGGCUACCAUAUGAUUUUAAUAUAUCUCCAAUGUUCUGGAUUACGUCUGUUCAACAAAUCGUAACAGUGAUUUUUGUUACUAUUAUAAACGUCGGCACGGAAACCUUAGUUUUUGGAUUAUUUUUGCAAACAUGCGCUCAGUUUGAAAUCUUUGAAAAUCGUCUUCACAAAUUCGUGACUAAUAAAACUAAUAAAUUAAUGAAAAAUAAAAUUAGAUAUUUAGAACAUUCUUCUCUUUCAUCAAAUGAAGAAAAAGCGAUAAUAUCAAAAUAUAUACAUCAUCAUCUCAAAAUUUACAAAUACGCCAGGACGGUAAAUGUCAUAUUCAAUCAGGUACUCUUUGUCCAAUUCUUUGGCAGUAUAUUGGUAUUAUGUACAAGUGUAUAUUAUCUAUCAGCACAUAGUACGCUAUCCGAAACAGCCACUUUGAUAGUGUAUACUAUUUGUAUGUUUGUACAAAUCUAUGUUUAUUGUUGGUCGGGAAACGAAGUCAUACUUAAGAGUAUGAGCGUAGGAGAUACAAUAUAUCGUAUGAACUGGCCUUCACUAUCCAUCAACGAAAGAAAAGAACUACUAAUGAUCAUGUUACGCAGCACACUUCCUAUAAAAUUUACUAGUAGUUUCUUAAUAACCUUAUCUCUCCAGUCUUAUAGCAGUAUCUUAAAAAUAUCAUACUCAGCAUUUAAUGUAUUACAAAAAUGA